AUGGUGAAACGUAUGAUGCCAGCACGCGAGCUCCGUGUCAUAAAAGUAGUCAGAAAGAAGCGGGCAGCGUCAGGGAGGCUAUCCGAUACCUCCGAAGAUUGCAAGAAGGCCAUCUGGCGGAUUGGGCAGCCAUGUGAUUGGCAGACUUCCAAG
Molecule: messenger RNA, 153 nt
Organism: Pelobates cultripes (western spadefoot toad)
Lineage: Eukaryota; Metazoa; Chordata; Amphibia; Anura; Pelobatidae
Source: the annotation of a GenBank genome assembly